Messenger RNA from Fopius arisanus, 2380 nucleotides. It is a transcript of the gene KLHL18, whose product is annotated as Kelch like family member 18. The record is from RefSeq and is a predicted model, not a curated record. The transcript has 3 exons. Gene Ontology annotation, molecular function: protein binding. Lineage: Eukaryota; Metazoa; Arthropoda; Insecta; Hymenoptera; Braconidae. The coding region runs from base 135 to 2093 and encodes 652 amino acids.
AAUGACUUUUAACGCUUCAGUUGACUGACCAUUGUCCGGAACUGAGAGUCGGUUUUAAUCGAGAAAUUUUUCAUUUAGCCUUUUCACAAAUUUGACGAUGAAAAAAAAAACGACAGAAUACUUAUAAAUAUAAAAUGAAUAAUGGUCGGGGGGAUAAUGUUGGUAGGCAGGCGGCUGGUGGGGAUAGACUGAUUGCAUUUGGAGUUAGUCGACUCGAUACAUCGAGGGCAUCGAGGCUGAGAGGUGCAGUAGUUGAAAGACGCGCCGGACUACCAACUGUGCGCCAUCAACGCAAUCACGGAUUAACAUCAACAACGUCAACAACAGCGUUAACCAGGGCUAAGGCCAAGAGUAUGUGCCUCGCCGAACAAUUAAAACCUUUCAAAAUUGAUAAUGAUAACAAGCAGAUUGUCUUUCAAGAACCUGAACUCUUCUCACAGGGAUUUCCUAUUUUCGAGGAGAUACGAAGACAGGGAAAACUCUGCGAUGUCACGCUCAAGAUCGAAGAUCAGACAUUCAGUGCCCACAGGAUAGUCCUUGCAGCAACGAUACCCUAUUUUCAUGCAAUGUUUUUGACUAAUAUGAUUGAAAGUAAACAAAAGGAUAUCACGAUGCAGGGAUUUGAUGCAGUUGCACUCGAAGCCCUAAUAAAUUUCGCCUACAGUGGAAAAGUCACCUUGAAUAAAGACAAUGUGCAAAGUAUUAUGAUGGGCGCUUCCUUUCUUCAAUUAAACAAAGUCCGUGAUGCAUGUGCUGACGUAUUGAAAUCGCAUUUACAACCACACAAUGCUCUGGGGAUUUGCAGCUUUGCAGACAGACUGAGCUGUCCAGCCCUAGUGAAGGAAGCCACUAAAUACAUUCAUCAGUACUUUCAUCACGUCUCCUUGUCUGAGGAAUUUUUAACUUUACCACUGAACGAGUUAAGGGAGCUCAUUUGCAAGGAUGAGUUGUAUGUCGUAUCCGAGGCACAGGUAUUCGAGGCUGUUCUCAGGUGGGUCAAGCACAAGGAAGAGAGAAUUGAAUAUUUACCCAAGCUAUUAAUUCUGGUGAGACUGCCACUUUUGAGUCCUGAGUAUUUGGUGGAUCAUGUGGCUAAAGAGGAAUUGAUCAAACGCUCACAUGAGUGCAGAGAUCUUCUCGACGAUGCCAAGGAUUGUCACUUGAUGCCCGAGCGUAAGCACCUCCUGGAGAGCUUUCGAUUUCGUCCUCGUCUCUGCAACGAUCUCGUCGGUGACAUCUUUGCUGUUGGUGGUCUCACCAAAUACGGCAAUUCUUUGAGCACAGUCGAAGUGUACGAUCCAUUCAAGUGCACCUGGAGGCGAUCAGAAGCCAUGACAAUGGACCGCAGCAGAGUCGGAGUGGCGGUGCAUCAAAACAAACUCUACGCAUUUGGUGGGUACAAUGGCCUCGAGAGACUCGCCACAGUAGAGGUUUAUCAUCCAGCCUUAAGAAGCUGGAAGAUUAUCUCUCCAAUGCACUACAAAAGAAGUGCAGUCGGAACAACUGCACUCCUCGAUUAUCUAUACGUGUGUGGGGGUUACGACGGAGUUAUAUCUCUCAACAUCGUCGAGAGAUAUUGUCCAGCCACUGACAAGUGGCAGAUUCUUCGCCCCAUGAACAAGCAUCGCUCUGCUGGCGGAGUUAUUGCCUUCGAGGGUUACAUUUAUGCUCUAGGGGGUCACGAUGGUCUAUCAAUUUUUGAUUCAGUGGAACGUUAUGAUCCUCAGACUGGAAUUUGGACGACAGUCAAACCCAUGCUAACGAGAAGAUGUCGACUCGGAGUGGCUACUCUCUAUGGCAAAUUAUAUGCUUGUGGAGGCUACGAUGGCUCAACUUUUUUGCAAACAGUUGAGGUUUACGACCCCCAGAAGGACACUUGGGAAUUUGUUGCCCCAAUGAACAUGAUGAGAAGUCGAGCAGCUUUGGUAGCCAACAUGGGCAAACUUUGGGCUAUCGGGGGCUACGACGGUAUCUCCAAUCUCUCAGCUGUUGAGGUCUACGAUCCACGAAGUAACACCUGGUCCUUUGCUGCUCCCAUGUGUGCCCACGAGGGAGGAGUUGGUGUCGGAGUCAUUCCAAAUCCUUAUUGCUAAAUCAAUUUUUCAUUCAUUUUUAUAAAUUAUUUUUUUUAUCAUAUUUAAUAGCAUGUCUUGCGUCAAUCUUGCCUUCCAAAUUAAAUCUCACCUGUGAAAUGAACAAUUAACCACUUCGUGAAUCGUUAUGUGAAAUUUUUAUUUAAGAUCAUCGAAUCAUCGCAAGUGUCCCGAAGAAAAUAACGUGAUCUCAUUUCGUACUGUUUUUAUUUAUACAUACUUUAGACUAGUUUAAUAUGUGAAGAAGAAAUGAGGGCGACAAAUAGAAUGAUGAUGAUUGAAAUUAA